Molecule: messenger RNA, 721 nt
Organism: Psammomys obesus (fat sand rat)
Lineage: Eukaryota; Metazoa; Chordata; Mammalia; Rodentia; Muridae
Product: T-lymphocyte activation antigen CD86-like
Exons: 2
Biological process (GO): immune response; T cell costimulation; cell surface receptor signaling pathway
Cellular component (GO): external side of plasma membrane
Source: RefSeq, a predicted model, not a curated record
AUGAGCUGGAGGCCGGGUGCUGUGCUAGAGGGACGGAGCAUCUUCCUUUUUGUCUCCUCCUCCCUAAUUCUCACUUGUCCUAUUUUAGGCGCUGCUUCCAUGAAGAUACAAGCUUAUUUCAAUAGCACUGCAUGCCUGCCGUGCCCACAUUCAAAGGCUCAGAACAUGAGCCUGAGCGAGCUAGUCGUAUUUUGGCAGGACCAGAAACAGCUGGUUCUGUAUGAGCACUAUCUGGGCAGAGAGAAAUCUAAUAGCGUGAAUGCCAAGUACCUUGGCCGCACGAGCUUUGAUGAGCAUAACUGGGCUUUACGGCUUCCCAACGUUCAGAUCACGGACAUGGGCUCAUAUGACUGCUAUAUCCAACAAAAAAGACCCACGGGAUCCGUCAUCCUCCAGCAGACAAACAUGGAGCUGUCGGUGGUCGCUAACUUCAGUGAACCUGAAAUAGAGUUGGCUCAGAAUGUAACGAGAAAUUCUGGCAUAAAUUUGACCUGCUCAUCUGAGCACGGUUUUCCAAAACCUAUGAAGAUGUAUUUUUUGAUCAUUAACUCAACUAAUAAGCACGGCGACGACAUGGAGAUAUCACAAGACAACGUCACAGAACUAUUCAGCGUCUCCACCAGCCUGUCGCUCCCAUUCCCAGAGGACGUGUACAAUGUGACCAUCUGGUGUGUUCUGGAAACCAAGUCGAUGAAUAUUUCCUCCAGACCCUUCAGCAUAG